AUGUCAAGUCCCGAAAAGUUUUAUUAUCAACCAAGUAUUGAAGCAAACAAACAAAAAUUACAACAUAUCCAUGAUGUGGCCUCAUUAGCAUUAGGAGUUGGGUCAGGGAUAUUAACUCUAGAGUCAUUAAAUGGAUUCAUAUUUUAUUUAGUUGGUAUUACAGCAACUAAUUUGUUGUUUUAUAUAAUAUGUGGUGAAAGUAAACCAAGUAAAUAUUUCAAAAGUCCCAUACAAGAAGUUUUUCUCAAUGGAAUUUUCAGUAAUCUUUCUGGGUUUAUCAUGAUGUGGUGUUUGGUUUAUGCUUUGGUUAAAUCGAGUUUAUAG
Messenger RNA from Candida tropicalis MYA-3404, 324 nucleotides. RefSeq lists its product as uncharacterized. Lineage: Eukaryota; Fungi; Ascomycota; Pichiomycetes; Serinales; Debaryomycetaceae. Gene Ontology annotation, cellular component: EMC complex; endoplasmic reticulum; membrane. The transcript has a single exon. The coding region runs from base 1 to 324 and encodes 107 amino acids. The record is from RefSeq and is a predicted model, not a curated record. Gene Ontology annotation, biological process: protein folding in endoplasmic reticulum; autophagosome assembly.